Sipha flava (yellow sugarcane aphid) is the source of this 1532-nucleotide messenger RNA. RefSeq lists its product as uncharacterized. The transcript is spliced from 5 exons. Lineage: Eukaryota; Metazoa; Arthropoda; Insecta; Hemiptera; Aphididae. Gene Ontology annotation, molecular function: protein binding. Bases 856 to 1506 code for a protein of 216 amino acids. The record is from RefSeq and is a predicted model, not a curated record.
AUAUAUAUACUAGCGAUCCAUGCUGGCUCCGCAUGAGUAUUAUUUGGAUAUGCAAUAAAACAAAUUUGCAAAAAUUUAUGAUUAUCGGGUCUCAUAUAGUCUAUGCGAGCCUUAUGCUUUACAGACGAUUCUCUGACUCUCUGAACUCUAAAUCUAUCCCGAAACUGGCUGAAGCGAGCUUCAAGUUCCAUUGAAAAUUCUUCAUAUCUAGCUAAACGUGCUCUUUUGGCAUUCACUGUAUUACGACCUAUGUUCAAACGACGACGUCGUCUAGAUAUGACUUUAUAAUUCCUGUACAAAGUCAAUUUGAUCUCAUAUAUCUGCUGGCUGCUAUGUAAAUCAUGAAGGGCAAAAAGGAUCGUAGCAAAGGAUUAUUUCAAGGACUAACGUAUUGGCAAUUUUUGAUUUAAUUACGAACAGCAUAAAAAUCUUUGAAUUUUAAGAUAUGGGAAAUAAAAUAGGCAACUACAAUUAACUCCCGUGUCUUGCGAUGUUAUCACAGGAUAAUUUAUGAAGUACCGAAUUCUAUUCCGUUAUGUUACUUUUAUUCAUGUUAUCAUUACACGUGCGAUGUUAUCAUAGUUCAUAAUAACUAUAAUUUUCAGUUUAAAAGUUUGAAUAUUUCCAUAUUUUUAUAAAAAUAGAAAACUUUUUUUGCCGUGUUCAUUGAAAAUAGUGUGCAGUAUAAAUUUUUCUUAUUUAAUUGGUACUGUAUCAGUAAAUCAAAUAAUUAUUAAUUAUUUCUCUACAAUUAAAUGUUAAAUAAAUUAUUACAUUUUGAAUCCUUAUACUUUUACUAUUUAUAUACUUAAAGUUCUACUUUUUGACCGAAAUUAUACUUGUGCUGUCGAUAAAAUGGAAGGAGAUAAUCAAAACAAUGAUGAACAAAAUGAAGAGAUUUAUGAAAACAAUACUCUUUUUAAGAUACAAGGAAUGGAUCUUAUUUUGAAAUCAAUUAACUGUGAAAAAUAUAAAUUUGUGUUUGAAAAACAUGGGAUAAACGAACAUACAAUGCUUCAUUUGACAGCAAGUGAUCUGAAAUACCUAAACGUUGAGGAUAAAGAUAUACAAGCAAUACUUACUGCAGUAGAUGUGCUUAACAAAACUCUAAAUUUAAGUGAAACACAAUUAUCAAAUGAUGAGAUUCAAAAAUUACAGUCUAGUAUUUGUGGACAACUUGGAUCAAUUGUUAUAGCCUUAAAGCAUAUUCAUUAUUUAAUGGCUAGUAAUUCAAAGCAUUUCAAUGAUGUGUUAAUAGAUAACUAUUUAUCAUCAGUUGACGCUGCUUUGAUGGUAAAACCUUAUUUAAGAGCAGAAGAAAAAGAAAUUGAAAAAACAUUAAAAACUGUAUUUAAGAUUAAAAAAAUAAGAAGUACAAUAUCCAUUAUUACAACAGUAAGUAUAGUUUGCUUAUUUGGUCUUGCUCUUAACCGUUUUAAAUAUUCAUUUAACCGAAUUCCUGCAUUUUCAAACUUUGUUAGUCAGAUAAAAAGUUGGAAAGUUUAAAAAUGUUAAAACUAACUAAAACUUAU